Messenger RNA from Rodentolepis nana, 2673 nucleotides. The record is from the annotation of a GenBank genome assembly. Lineage: Eukaryota; Metazoa; Platyhelminthes; Cestoda; Cyclophyllidea; Hymenolepididae.
AUGGGAGACAUUGAUGAGCCUGUAGAAGAUUACGAAACGAUGCCUCCCAUGAACGAGGAAAUGCCAUUUGAUUUAGCUAACGGCGAUCAUUUCGAUGGAAAGGAUGAACUUAACCCCCUUGAACAGGGAGAUGAAUCAGGUAAAAAUUCCGGAAUCUUCGAUUCUAAAGUUGCUGAUUCUGUAGGUAUCCCUGAACUUUCCGAAACCCCAAACUCGCAUAAUAGUUCACAAGACAUGGUUGUGAAGGAUAUUGCUGAAAUGGAUCAAUCACAUGACGAAUGCGUGAGUCCUGAAGUAGAUGCGAAUGUUGUUGCUGAUAGGAAUUCUGAAUCAGAAGAAGGUCUUUCCCAUGAAAAGAUGGAUGAAAUCAACGAGCAUAUCGAAUCGUCUGAAAAUGUGUUUGUCGUUUCUGAUUCCGAAAUUACGGGAGAAACAGUAGAUGAAGAUAAAUCUUCCGAAUCGGAAGAUAUCCACAAGCAGCCUGAUCAAACCGUGCUCGAGCCUUCAGAAAAUUAUAUCGAAAAUCACGGAAACGAUGAUGCUGAACCCGAGGAAUUAGCUGUAAAUGACCUUCAUGAGGGUUCUGAAGAUCAUGCAGACCAUGAAGGGGAACAUUCAGAUUCAGAUAAGCAAGUAAAACAAAGUUCUUCAGAAAUGGAGAUGAUGUGCAGUGAAUCACAGCAUUCCGAACAUCAAGAGACAGAAAAUAAUACCGAAAAUGAGGGAAAUGCUGAAGCUCAUGAAAAUGAAGGUCCCGAAGCUGAGGAUCUCGUUGAAACUGCCAUAUCUGAGGCCAAAAAGGCUCAGAUGGAGCACGAUUCCGAGAUUCCAGAGCAUGAUUCAAAUGAACCAUCGAGUCAAUUGUCUUCUGAAUUGGAGUUUACACCAGCAGAUAACAAAGAACCUGAAUCGGUUCCGUCAGAUGUGGAACAACAGAAAUUCACCGACGUAGGACCUACUGCAGAUGGAAACCCUGAAUUUGAUACCCAGGCUGUGGAGUCAACUGUGGAGGAGAAUUUGACUGAGCAAGUUGAUCAGGAGCCACAACAUGGUGACACGCCUCUACUAUCUGACGAAUCACUUAAGUACUCUGAUAGUGGAUCCCUUGAUACCGUAUCGAUUAAUCCGAAUGAAGAAUCAUCAGAUCUAAACGGGGAAAGUGCAGAAACAAAAGAAGUUCCAGAAAUUACUGUGGAAGAAUCGGAUUCACAAAACAGAGGUGAACCUGAGGAGGAUAAUCCGGUUGAAAAUUCACUGGUAGAAUUCAAUGAGUCGAAUGACGUGCAUGUGGGAACUGAGAGGUUAUUAAAUCUUGAAGAGAGCGUCAAACCACUGGACACUUCGAAUGAAAAUUUAGAAAGUUCUCUAGAAACACCAAAUGUGAGCAUGGAAGAAGAGCGGACACUAUCUAAAGUUUACUCUCAGGCCUGUGAAACAUGUGAGCCCGUCCUUCCUGCUUCGUGUGAAGAAUAUGAGGCAGAAAAAGUGAGUAUGAACGAAGCUAAAACCACUGAGCACGGAACAGAACUUCAGAAUAUUGAGGUUUCUUCGGAACCUGUGGAGAUUAUAAUGCCUGAUGGUGAUGCUGAAAAUUCUGUUCCGGGUAACACUACUUCCAAGCCGGAAAUUGAGCUAGAAACCAUAGAAGCUGUGCCUAUUGAAGUACCUGAACAAGAAAUCGUAUUGGAAUCUGAAUCAAUCGAAUUAUCAAAACCAAUUCUAGAAGAGGAAGUCGAACAAGAGCAAGUCUUUGAGGUGAUUGAAGCUCAACCAGAAGUGAUUAAUGAACAAGCUGUAGAGUUAGAAGUUGCCGGACCUUCAUCUAUGGAAAUUAUUAAACUGGUCCCAGAAACUGAAAAUGAGAAAAGUGAGAUUGCAGAAGUGGUAGAGCCCUCAAUCGUGGAAAAUGACGAAUCAGAACCGAAUCGCAUUGAUGAACCACAGAUAACAUCAAAGGAUGAGUCACUCAACGAAGAAGCACCUUUGAUUGAAGAGGGCAAGCAGAAUGCAUUUUCCAUGGAUAAGAACCUUGAACUAAACGGAAAAGAACCUAAUAUUUCUGAUGACGAAUUAGACUUUGAUACUCGAUAUGCUCUGUUUGUUGGCAAAGUCCUGCCUGGCCACGAGGUCUACUAUCUUCCUGGGAAUAAAAAGAAGGUCACUUUUCCGAAGGGAGGAACUCUAGACAAUCGUCAUACCAGUUCACCCCUCUGGGAUGCCUCGUUAAAUGGAAUGCGAGCAAAGUCAGCAACUCUGGAAGCUCCAAGGCAUACACGACGCAAACUUCAACCUAAACCCACUGUGAAUGAUGACCAUCUCUUUCCAGAUUCUGUUACGCCUUCUAAAGUAGAGAAGGCUCUAAGCGAAGACGAUACUAGUGCCUCAAAUGAUGGAGAAGGAGGUCGAUACGAUGUCCCCUUUAUGGAUGAUGAUGCUUUUGUUCCAAAGAAGUAUCGAAGUGUCGCAAUGGAGGAUGAUAAUUCUAGUAGUGAGUCGGAUUAUUCCAAUGAAAGGAGGGACUUAAUUGAACCACAGCAUAUAGCCAAAAUGGAUGAGACAUCUCCCCAUGCUGGUCGAACAGCAAUAGAUGGCAAACGAAAUCUUAACCAUAGAGGAGGAUCUCGAUGGUCAUUCGGUUUGAACAUUUGUGGAUGCCUUCGAAAGAGGCGAUAA